This is a messenger RNA of Vigna unguiculata (cowpea), 1105 nucleotides long. RefSeq lists its product as uncharacterized. The record is from RefSeq and is a predicted model, not a curated record. Lineage: Eukaryota; Viridiplantae; Streptophyta; Magnoliopsida; Fabales; Fabaceae. Gene Ontology annotation, biological process: regulation of DNA-templated transcription. Gene Ontology annotation, molecular function: DNA binding; DNA-binding transcription factor activity.
CGCUCACCCCGAGUGUGUCUUAUUUAAACCAGAGACUCGACCACAACAAAACAAACCCACCGUUACCAAAAAGAGAGAAAAAACGAAACACUGAAACGCUUCGUUUCAUUCGUUCAGUUUCUUUCACCAACCUUCCACGAUGAACCCGCGAACGACGUCGUCAUCGUCGAAGACGAAGAAGAAGCAAACGGCACCGGAGCCGCACCAGACGGCAUGGGGCGGGAGGUACCUCGGCGUGCGGCGGAGGCCGUGGGGACGGUACGCGGCGGAGAUUCGCGACCCUUCCACCAAGGAGCGGCACUGGCUGGGCACCUUCGACACCGCCGACGAGGCCGCACUCGCCUACGACCGAGCCGCACGUGCCAUGCGCGGCUCACGUGCGCGCACCAACUUCGUCUACGCCGACACCACUCCCGGCUCAUCCCUCACCCCCAUCAUCUCCCCCGACCAACAACCCCUCCCUCAACCCGACCCGGUUCUGACCCUCGACCCGUUUUCCCUCCUGGGGUUCCCCUCCGGUUCCUCCUCCUACGAUGAAAAUGCCUCCGCCAACGUGGCAGCAGCUUCCCACUUCAGCCAACCACCGUUUUUCCCAAACAAUAAUAACAUUAAUUAUUACAAUAAUAACAAUGAUAAUGAUAACAGUGGGAGCACGGUGGAGCUUCCUCCAUUGCCACCGGAUAUUACAAGUUCCAUGGGUUACGAGAUGGAACAACAGAGUGAUGGAUUUUAUUGGGACGCUAGUUCAAUGUUCGGUGCAAUGUCAACAGUGUCAGAGAAUGUUUGUGCAGAGUCUCAAGUUUUUGAGUUGGGGAGCUCCUCCUACUUCUUCUGAGACUUUAUUCUAGGAAACAAUAAUGAUGCAUGGUGUGUACUAGAAGAGUUAGUUUCGUGGGGUUUAUGUCUGUAUCCGUGUGCGUGUGUGCGCGUGUUGUUUUGUUGUUUUCUCAUUUGGGUCGUGCAAUGAGACUUUUGCGAUCGUUAAUGGGGGAAAUAGUGUUAUUUAAGACCUGGGUUUGUCUUCCAGAGUGCGUAAUGUAAAGUGUUACGUUGGGUGAGUUUGCACCUGCGACCAAAUGAUGAAUAUAACCAUCAUUUUACGUUA